AUGGCUUGGUAUACUCCGAUUCCACAGAACGACCCCCCUAGUUCCCGGGCUGCACAUUCUUGUGACAAGGUCAAUAAUAAUCUCUACAUUUUCGGAGGUUGGAAUGGUAAAAAUGCUCUCAAUGAUCUCUAUGUUCUGGAUAUCGACAAAUACAUCUGGAGUGACCCUGAAACUUUUGGUCCCACUCCUGCAUGCAGAAAUAAUCAUACAACUGCUGUCUAUGGGGACAAAAUUUACUUUCACGGAGGUCAUGAUGGCAAUUAAUGGCUUGAUGAUUUGUAUGUUUUGAAUACCUCCUCUAUGAUUUGGUAAAAACCAAAAGUAUCAGGUCAAAAACCAUCUGCUAGAGCUUGCCACACCAUGUCCAGAGUUGGCAGAAAGUUAUAUAUGUUUGGUGGUUAUGAUGGAGAUAAAUGCUUCAAUGAUAUUGAUAUUUUGGAUCUAGACACAGUGACAUGGAUAAAGCCUCCAGUAUCUGGAAUUUAACCAAUGGCUAGAAAUGCUCAUACAAUGACAGUUUUGGGUACUAAGCUGUAUCUCUUUGGAGGACACUCGGGAAACAAGCAUCUUAAAGAUUUGCAUAUAUUUGACACAGAAACUCUCUCUUGGACUGAGCCACUUAUUUUUGGAAGUCCUCCUAAAGGACUUAGAGGUCACACUGCUAGUUUGAUUGGCAACAAGAUUUAUCUAUUUGGAGGCUACGAUGGCAGAGGCAGAUCGUUUAAGAAGAUUAUCCCUUCGAAUGACCUUUACGUCCUUAAUACUGACACUAUGAGAUGGAGCCAUCCAACUGAAAGUGAAAAAGCACCUGCUGGCAGACAAAGACAUACUGCUUGUGUGAUUGGAACUAAGCAACUAUUUAUUUUUGGUGGAUUUGAUGGAUGCAAAUGGCUAAAUGAUAUAUGCGUCUUAGACAUUGGUAAACUUGAGGAGAGCGAAAUAAAUAAUGAAGCAGUGAGUUCGCUUAUUCAAAACAUGAGGAAAAUAAUAAAUAAUCCGACUUUUGCCGACGUUGUAUUCCUAGUAGAAGGCAAGUAGAUAUACGCUCAUAAAGCUAUCCUCUCAGCUUAGUGUGAACACUUUAGAGCGAUGUUUAUGAAUGGUAUGAAGGAGACUAGUUAGUCUUAAAUUGAUGUCUAGGACUGGAGUUACAACUCUUAUUUAUUCAUGAUGGAAUAUCUUUAUAGCGGGAGUAUUCAGAGUUUCAGCAAAUAAGUGGCCUUGGAUCUCCUUGGACUCGCAGAUGCUUAUAUGCUUGAAGGUCUUAAAUAUUUAUGUGAAAACACUUUGAUGCACAAUGUGGACAACGACAACGUAUGCUCUUUGCUCAUUGAUGCCAAUAAAUACGCAGCUCAGGAACUGAAGAAAUUCUGCUUGAACUACUUAAUGAAGAACUUUCCAGAGGUUAGCAAAACCUAGGCAUUUGAGGAAUUGGAAUACUACCCGAGCUUACUCAUGGAAGUCACUAAGCUUGUUUUCAAUAAUGUCAACUCCAAGGAGAUUUCUUAGUGA
This is a messenger RNA of Stylonychia lemnae, 1512 nucleotides long. The record is from the annotation of a GenBank genome assembly. Lineage: Eukaryota; Ciliophora; Spirotrichea; Sporadotrichida; Oxytrichidae.